Messenger RNA from Petromyzon marinus (sea lamprey), 8726 nucleotides. NCBI's taxonomy places the organism in Eukaryota, Metazoa, Chordata, Hyperoartia, Petromyzontiformes, Petromyzontidae. The record is from RefSeq and is a predicted model, not a curated record.
GUGGCAUCUACAUCUACAGAACGUGAAGAACCAGUGGCAUCUACAUCUACAGAACGUGUAGAACCAGUGGCAUCUUCAUCUGUUUAGUGUACAACACGUUUGUAAUCGACAGGAGUAAAGUUGGGGCUGAUGAACAAAUCGACUAAUGAACAGACCUCUGGAACGCACCUCGUUAUUAAGUAGAGGAGUCCCCUGUUUCAGUCAUACAUCUCCCGUAAUCAAACAUCGUAAAUAUUGUGUUUGCUGUGUUUUGUAUUUGACAGAUGAUGGAGUUGAUGAUGCUGGUGAUUGUGAUGAUGAUGAAGAAGGCUCGUCCACAGUGAUGGAGAGGACACUCAAGAUGAGUGGUCCACACACGGCCUGGUGGAUCGUCUUGACUUGUGUCUCGUGGAGACAUGCGGCAGGGGGGGAUAGCCACGGAGAUGUGGGACCUGCGUUCUUGGAGGAGCCCCAAGAUGUCGUUUACUCCGUGGGGUCUAAGACAGACAGAGUGUCAUUCCGGUGUCUUGCAAGUGGAUCACCACCUCUCACUCACCGAUGGUAUCGCGACGGCAGCCUCGUCCCGGUCGACGGCGUCAAGUUCCGAGCGAUCGAAGGCUCCCUGGAGGUGCUGGGGCCGGAUCCCCGAACGGACGCGGGGCGUUACCGCUGCAGGGCCACCAAUGGCGUCGGAUCGGUCGUGAGCGGCGAGGCGAGGCUCAAGUUCGCGUACUUGCACGCCUUCAGCCGGCAAGCACGGGGAGCCGUGGCGGUGCGAGGCGGCCAGGGGGUGGUGAUGAUCUGCGCUCCUCCUCCACACGCCGGAGAGGUGUCCUACAGCUGGCUGAAGUCCACCGGGCGGAGACGCCGGACGCGCGUCCGUAGCGGCACGGCCGGAAAACGGGAGAGAGAGGGGGCGGCGGCGGCGGCGGCGGCAAUGGAAGAGGAGGCGGAGGAGGAGGUGGAGGAAGAGGUGGAGGUGCUAUCGGACGGCCGGCGGUUCGUGUCCCAGCUGACGGGCAACCUGUACAUCACGCGGGUGGAGGGCACGGACGCGGGGCGCUACUCCUGCGUGGUGCGCAGCAAGGCGCGGGGAGAACACGGAGCCGGGGUGGACCGCGUCGAGCGGAGCCCACCCACACCGCUCCUGCUGCGGCCCGGCGGAGUUAUGGGGGCGUACGAACCACGGAUUGAAGCCACGUUCCCUUCCAAGAUCAUCGCCGUUCAGGGACACAACCUCAAGCUCGAAUGCUUUGCUCUUGGAAACCCCGUGCCGCGGCUGUCGUGGUCCCGAGCCGGCGGAGAGCUGCCGCCCUCGGCGCGGCUGUCCGAGUCGGGCUCCCUGCUGGAGAUCCGCGAGGUGCGCGAGUCGGACGGAGGCACCUACACGUGCUCGGCACGCAACGCCGCAGGGGGCAACGCGGCAAACGGCACCGUAACGGUGCGCGCUGCCCCACGCUGGCUGCUGCCCCUACGCGACGCCGAGCUCGGAGUCCACGAGGCGCUGCGCUGGCCCUGCCGCGCCUCCGGCUCCCCGGCUCCAUCCUACGCCUGGCUCAAGAACGGCUCCCCCCUCGCCACCACCACCACCACCAGCAGCAGCGCCACCACCAGCAGCAGCAGCGCGCACGGCCGCGUGCGCGUCGCGUCGCACGCGUCCGGCGACCUGCUCGUGUCCCCGCUGCUGCUGUCCGACGCCGCCAUGUACCAGUGCGUGGCCUCCAACAGCUUCGGCAGCGUCACCUCGGCCGCACGGCUCCGCGUCUCAGGCUCCGUGCCGGACUUCGUUGGCCAUGAGCUGCCGGCGGAGACUGUGGCCGUCAGGGGAGGCCGCACCGUCAUCCCGUGCCGCCCCAGGGCCUGGCCUGCACCCCGCGUCACCUGGAGCGGCCCGAGCGGCACCGUCGGCCCCAGCGCCUCCCCCAGGCUCCAUGUGCUCGAAGAUGGGAGCCUGAUGUUCGCGUCCGUGGCGAGCGGAGACGCGGGCAGCUACUCCUGCACAGCGCACAACGUGCUGGGACAGGCACAGAGCGCAGGGAAACUCACCGUGAAGGAGGCGACCCGCAUCACGGCUGCCCCGAGCGGGGGGCUGGUGGCGUUCGGCCACCGGGCGGUGUUGUCGUGCCGCGCAUCUCACGACCCCUCGCUCCGCGUCGCCUUCCUGUGGAGCCGCGGUGGCCACCACCUCGCCCUCGGGGGCAGCGGCAGGAGGGAGCAGUUCACGCACGCGGGCAUGGGGAGCUCCGCGUCCGAUCUGGUGCUCAAGUCGGUGAGCCCCGCCGACUCGGGAGCGUACUCCUGCACGGCGCACACCGACGUGGACAGUGCCACGGCCUCCACGUGGCUCAACGUCACCGGCCCUCCGGACCCCCCGCACUCCGUGGUGGCGACGGACGUGACCACCACCUCGGUCUCCCUGUCGUGGGUCCCCGGCUUUGACAACUACAGCCCCGCGAGGGCCCACAGGGUGGAGGGCCGCUGCUCACACUGUGACCGAUGGACGACCGCCACGACGGAGCCGGCGAUCGUCGCGGCCGACAGACGCGGAGCCCGGGUCACGGGGCUGACCCCUUGGACGGAGGCGGAGUUCCGCGUGGUCUCCAGCAACGCCCACGGGGACGGCGCGCCCAGCGCCUCCUCGGGCUUCCUCCACACCCUGCCCACCGCUCCCGUGGUCAUUCCUGAGGGGCUGUCUGGGGGAGGAGGAAGUCAUCCGGAACUUGUCAUCACCUGGAAGCCCGUGGAGCGCCACCUGCACUUUGGCCCCAACCUGGGCUACGUUCUGGCGUUCCGUGAGAACGCCACCGCGAGCCUCUGGCGUCACGUGACGGUGCCCGCUUGGAACGCGUCGCGCUACUCGCACCACCGCCCCGCAGCGACGGCGCGGCCCUUCGAGGCCUUCCUCGUGCGCAUCCGGGCCUUCAACGGCGCCGGCGAGGGGCCCUUCAGCAACGCCACACUGGUGCACUCGGCCGAGAGAGCACCCACCGUGGCACCGCUGGGCGUGCGCGCGAGGGCCCUGUCGUCGUCCGAGGUGGAAGUCGCAUGGCAAGCGCUUCCACCCGCCCUGCUGGGCGAGCAGCGCAUCGACGGCUACGAGGUGGCGUACCGGCGAAGCGUGGACGCGCCGAAGGGCGCCACGACCCUGCUGAGGACGCCGGGCGGCACGAAGGACCGCGUCCGCCUCCUGGGCCUUCGCGAGCACGCGGAGUACGAGGUGACGGUGCGGGCCUUCAACGGCGCCGGGACGGGGCCUUCCGGCGCGGCCAGCCUGGUCACCACUAGGAAAGCACCUCCGAGCAAGCCGCCCAGAAUCACGCAGUGGAGAACGGACGGCGUGCACGUGACCCUCAGCUGGGAGCACGUGGCCCCUCUCGACAACGAGUCGGCCGUCACGGGCUACAAGGUUCGAUACCGGUCGCUGGGCCAGACGGGCGCUCGCGAGCUGCUGACCAACGAGACGCGGGUGGAGAUCCCCUUACCGCUCGGGAGCGGCGGCCGCGGCAGCGGCGGCGUCGGCGCGGCGCUCGUGGUGGAAGUGCGCGCCUGCAGCGCGGAGGGCGAGGGCAGCGCCAGCACGCAAGUGCGGGUGCCGCACAAGGCCAGCUCCGGGAUGAAGCUGGGAGGAUCGUUCAGCUCGGCGGGGGGCAAGGCAAUGAUGACGACGAGUCCGUGGGGCCUCACGCUCAUCGACGUCGCGCUCGCCUCUCUCUUAGCGCGAGCGUCGUUCUCCUAGGGAGGGCAAGGCGGGCAGGCGGGCGGGGACCCACCACGGAGGCCGGGUUCGUGACGGGAUGCACACGGUGUGUUGUCGGAAGCUCCGAGGAGCAGGAGGAGGAGGGUUUGGAAUGGAAUCAACGUCCCGCCCGACCCGAAAUCGGAGCAACGGCCGCGGGUCACCGGGGCCGAAUGCGUCAAGAAUCGCGUCAUCUGUUGUCAACCCCCUGAUCUUGCCAAGCCCAGCGUGAGAGUUGUAGUCGUAAAGAGGCAUCAUAACAGCCAAGCCCUGCCUACGGGCUGUAGUCUUAAAGAGGCAUCAUAACAGCCAAGCCCAGCCUGAGAGUUGUAGUCUUAAAGAGGCAUCAUAACAGCCAAGCCCAGCCUGAGGGCUGUAGUCUUAAAGUGGCAUCAUAACAGCCAAGUCCUGCCUGGGAGCUGUAGUCUUAAAGAGGCAUCAUAACAGCCAAGCCCAGCUUGAGAGUUGUAGUCUUAACGAGGCAUCAUAACAGCCAAGCCCAGCUUGAGAGUUGUAGUCUUAAAGAGGCAUCAUAACAGCCAAGCCCAGCUUGAUAGCUGUAGUCUUAAAGAGGCAUCAUAACAGCCAAGUCCUGCCUGAGAACUGUAGUCUUAAAGAGGCAUCAUAACAGCCAAGCCCAGCUUGAGAGUUGUAGUCUUAAAGUGGCAUCAUAACAGCCAAGCCCAGCUUGAUAGCUGUAAUCUUGAAGUGGCAUCAUAACAGCCAAGCCCUGCCUGAGAACUGUAGUCUUAAAGAGGCAUCAUAACAGCCAAGCCCAGCUUGAGAGUUGUAGUCUUAAAGUGGCAUCAUAACAGCCAAGCCCAGCUUGAGAGUUGUAGUCUUAAAGAGGCAUCAUAACAGCCAAGCCCAGCUUGAGAGUUGUAGUCUUAAAGUGGCAUCAUAACAGCCAAGCCCAGCUUGAGAGUUGUAGUCUUAAAGAGGCAUCAUAACAGCCAAGCCCAGCUUGAGAGUUGUAGUCUUAAAUAGGCAUAAUAACCGCCAAGCCCGGCUUGAGAUUUGUAGUCUUAAAGAGGCAUCAUAACAGCCAAGCCCAGCCUGAGAGUUGUAGUCUUAAAGUGACAUCAUAACAGCCAAGCCCGGCCUGAGAACUGUAGUCUUAAAGAGGCAUCAUAACAGCCAAGCCCAGCUUGAGAGUUGUAAUCUUAAAGUGCCAUCAUAACAGCCAAGCCCGGCUUGAGAGUUGUAGUCUUAAAGAGGCAUCAUAACAGCCAAGCCCAGCUUGAGAGCUGUAGUCUUAACGAGGCAUCAUAACAGCCAAGCCCAGCUUGAGAGUUGUAGUCUUAAAGUGGCAUCAUAACAGCCAAGCCCAGCUUGAGAGUUGUAGUCUUAAAGAGGCAUCAUAACAGCCAAGCCCAGCUUGAGAGUUGUAGUCUUAAAUAGGCAUAAUAACCGCCAAGCCCGGCUUGAGAUUUGUAGUCUUAAAGAGGCAUCAUAACAGCCAAGCCCAGCCUGAGAGUUGUAGUCUUAAAGUGACAUCAUAACAGCCAAGCCCGGCCUGAGAACUGUAGUCUUAAAGAGGCAUCAUAACAGCCAAGCCCAGCUUGAGAGUUGUAAUCUUAAAGUGCCAUCAUAACAGCCAAGCCCGGCUUGAGAGUUGUAGUCUUAAAGAGGCAUCAUAACAGCCAAGCCCAGCUUGAGAGCUGUAGUCUUAACGAGGCAUCAUAACAGCCAAGCCCAGCUUGAGAGUUGUAGUCGUAAAGUGGCAUCAUAACAGCCAAGCUCUGCCUGAGGGUUGUAGUCUUAAAGUGACAUCAUAACAGCCAAGCCCGGCCUGAGAACUGUAGUCUUAAAGAGGCAUCAUAACAGCCAAGCCCAGCUUGAGAGUUGUAAUCUUAAAGUGCCAUCAUAACAGCCAAGCCCGGCUUGAGAGUUGUAGUCUUAAAGAGGCAUCAUAACAGCCAAGCCCAGCUUGAGAGCUGUAGUCUUAACGAGGCAUCAUAACAGCCAAGCCCGGCUUGAGAGUUGUAGUCUUAAAGUGGCAUCAUAACAGCCAAGCUCUGCCUGAGGGUUGUAGUCUUAAAGUGACAUCAUAACAGCCAAGCCCAGCGUGGGAGCUGUAGUCUUAAAGUGGCAUCAUAACAGCCAAGCCCAGCCUGAGGGCUGUAGUCUUAAAGAGGCAUCAUAACAGCCAAGCCCAGCUUGAGAGCUGUAGUCUUAAAGAGGCAUCAUAACAGCCAAGCCCAGCUUGAGAGUUGUAGUCUUAAAGUGGCAUCAUAACAGCCAAGCCCAACCUGAGAACUAUAGUCUUAAAGUGGCAUCAUAACAGCCAAGCCCAGCCUGAGAACUGUAGUCUUAAAGAGGCAUCAUAACAGCCAAGCCGGGCUUGAGAGUUGUAGUCUUAAAGAGGCAUCAUAACAGCCAAGCGCAGCUUGAGAGUUGUAUUCUUAUAGUGGCAUCAUAACAGCCAAGCCCAGCUUGAGAGUUGUAGUCUUAAAGAGGUUUCAUAACAGCCAAGCCCGGCUUGAGAGUUGUAGUCUUAAAGAGGCAUCAUAACAGCCAAGCCCAGCUUGAGAGUUGUAGUCUGAGGCAUCAUAACAGCCAAGCCCUGCCUGAGAGUUGUAGUCUUUAAGAGGCAUCAUAACAGCCAAGCCCAGCUUGAGAGUUGUAGUCUUAAAGUGGCAUCAUAACAGCCAAGCCCAGCUUGAGAGUUGUAGUCUUAAAGAGGUUUCAUAACAGCCAAGCACAGCUUGAGAGCUGUAGUCUUAAAGUGGCAUCAUAACAGCCAAGCCCAGCUUGAGAGCUGUAGUCUUAAAGUGGCAUCAUAACAGACAAGCCCAGCUUGAGAGCUGUAGUAUUAAAGUGGCAUCAUAACAGCCAAGCCCUGCCUGAGGGCUGUAGUCUUAAAGUGGAAUCAUAACAGCCAAGCCCAGCCUGAGGGCUGUAGUCUUAAAGAGGCAUCAUAACAGCCAAGCCCAGCUUGAGAGCUGUAGUCUUAAAGAGGCAUCAUAACAGCCAAGCCCACCCUGAGGGCUGUAGUCUGAAAGAGGCAUCAUAACAGCCAAGCCCAGCUUGAGAGUUGUAGUCUUAAAGUGGCAUCAUAACAGCCAAGCCCAGCUUGAUAGCUGUAGUAUUAAAGAGGCAUAAUAACAGCCAAGCCCAGCUUGAGAGUUGUAGUCUUAAACAGGCAUCAUAACAGCCAAGCCCAGCUUGAGAGUUGUAGUCUGAGGCAUCAUAACAGCCAAGCCCUGCCUGAGAGUUGUAGUCUUUAAGAGGCAUCAUAACAGCCAAGCCCGGCCUGAGAACUGUAGUAUUAAAGAGGCAUCAUAACAGCCAAGCCCAGCUUGAGAGUUGUAGUCUUAAAGUGGCAUCAUAGCAGCCAAGCCCAGCUUGAGAGCUGUAGUCUUAAAGUUGCAUCAUAACAGCCAAGCCCAGCUUGAGAGUUGUAUUCUUAAAGUGGCAUCAUUAGAGCCAAGCCCAGCUUGAGAGUUGUAGUCUUAAAGAGGCAUCAUAACAGCCAAGCCCGGCCUGAGAACUGUAGUAUUAAAGAGGCAUCAUAACAGCCAAGCCCAGCUUGAGAGUUGUAGUCUUAAAGUGGCAUCAUAGCAGCCAAGCCCAGCUUGAGAGCUGUAGUCUUAAAGUUGCAUCAUAACAGCCAAGCCCUGCCUGAGGGCUGUAGUCUUAAAGUGGAAUCAUAACAGCCAAGCCCAGCCUGAGGGCUGUAGUCUUAAAGAGGCAUCAUAACAGCCAAGCCCAGCUUGAUAGCUGUAAUCUUGAAGUGGCAUCAUAACAGCCAAGCCCUGCCUGAGAACUGUAGUCUUAAAGAGGCAUCAUAACAGCCAAGCCCAGCUUGAGAGUUGUAGUCUUAAAGUGGCAUCAUAACAGCCAAGCCCAGCUUGAGAGUUGUAGUCUUAAAGAGGCAUCAUAACAGCCAAGUCCAGCUUGAGAGCUGUAGUCUUAAAGAGGCAUCAUAACAGCCAAGCCGAGCUUGAGAGUUGAAGUUUUAAAGUGGCAUCAUAACAGCCAAGCCCAGCCUGAGAACUGUAGUCUUAAAGUGGCAUCAUAACAACCAAGCCCAGCCUGAGAACUGUAGUCUUAAAGAGGCAUCAUAACAGCCAAGCCCAGCCUGAGAACUGUAGUCUUAAAGAGGCAUCAUAACAGCCAAGCCCAGCUUGAGAGUUGUAGUCUUAAAGAGGCAUCAUAACAACCAAGCCCAGCCUGAGAACUGUAGUCUUAAAGAGGCAUCAUAACAGCCAAGCCCAGCUUGAGGGCUGUAGUCUUAAAGUGGCAUCAUAACAGCCAAGACCAGCUUGAGAGCUGUAGUAUUAAAGGGGCAUCAUAACAGCCAAGCCCAACCUGAGAGUUGUAGUCUUAAAGUGGCAUCAUAACAGCAAAGCCCGACUUGAGAGUUGUAGUCUUAAAGUGGCAUCAUAACAACCAAGCCCAGCUUGAGAGCUGUAGUCUUAAAGUGGCAUAAUAACAGCCAAGCGCAGCUUGAGAGUUGUAGUCUUAAAGUGGCAUCAUAACAGCCAAACCCGACUUGAGAGUUGUAGUCUUAAAGAGGCAUCAUAACAGCAAAGCCCUGUCUGAGGGCUGUAGUCUUAAAGAGGCAUCAUAACAGCCAAGUCCAGCUUGAGAGUUGUAGUCUUAAAGAGGCAUCAUAACAGCAAAGCCCUGCCUACAGGCUGUAAUCUUAAAGAGGCAUCAUAACAGCCAAGCCCAGGCUGAGAACUGUAGUCUUAAAGUGGCAUCAUAACAGCCAAGCCCUGUCUGAGGGCUGUAGUCUUAAAGUGGCAUCAUAACAGCCAAGCCCAGCCUGAGACCUGUAGUCUUAAAGUGGCAUCAUAACAGCCAAGCCCUGUCUGAGGGCUGUAGUCUUAAAGAGGCAUCAUAACAGCCAAGCCCGGCUUGAGAGUUGUAGUCUUAAAUUGACUGUCCAUAGACUCAACACUACCCAUAGACUCAACACUACCCAUAGAUUCAACACUGCCCAUAGACUCAACACUGCCCAUAGACUCAACACUACCCAUAGACUCAACACUACCCAUAGACU